AUGUUAGGAUUGAUAGAGACAAAAAAAGAAGCUGUGACAACCUAUGAUGUAGUGCAAUUGUGGGGUGCUGGUGCUGUGAAAUGGGAGUAUGUGGGGUCGAUUGGUGCUUCUGGGGGCCUGUUAUUGGUGUGGGAUGAAACGGUAUUUAAGAUGAAUAACUGCUAUAAAGGAAGUAGGUGGUUGUGUGUGGAGGGUGUUUUACUUAGGAAUAACUUUUCCUGUGCUUUUUGUUUGGUCUAUGGCCCGCAUGAUAGGCGAGGCAAGCUUGAUACAUGGGAAGAGUUGAGCUUUCUUUAUGGAUUGUGUCAAGCACCUUUUUGCUAUCUGGGAGAUUUCAAUGAGAUAACUCAGUUAGAGGAUAGGAAAGGAAUUAAUUCCUUGCCGGUGUCUGCCGUAGAGUUUAAAGAUUGGAUCCAGGAUAUGGAGUUAGUGGACUUGGAGCUCACUGAUCGAUUGUUUACCUGGUUCAGAGGGGAGUCAUGCAGUCGCAUUGAUAGGGCUUUGGUGAGUUUGGAGUGGUUGGAAGUGUUUCCUGAAACUCGGUUGCGGGGUGGCCCAAGAGGGUUAUCUGACCAUUGUCCGUUGAUAAUGGAGGCCUCACAGGUGAGAGGGGGGCCAAGACCGUUUCGAAGCUUAGAUUCUUGGUUCACGCACGAUGGGUAUCUCCGGAUGGUAAAAGAGGAAUGGAGGGCGUUAGGUGACAGGCAGUUCAUGGACAAGCUAAAGGCUUUGACGAGUCCACUGAGCAGAUGGCAUAAAAAGAACUUUGGGGACAUGGAUAAAAGGAUUACACAGUUUGAGGAUGAAUUAAAGAAAGUGGAUGAUUUGACGGGCGCUGGAGUGGCUGAUGGGACUGUGGAAGCUAGGAGGAAAGCACUUGUGAGUUGCUGUAAGAAAUGGUACAUCCGCCAGGAACUACAUUGA
This is a messenger RNA of Arachis ipaensis, 924 nucleotides long. RefSeq lists its product as uncharacterized. Lineage: Eukaryota; Viridiplantae; Streptophyta; Magnoliopsida; Fabales; Fabaceae. Gene Ontology annotation, molecular function: catalytic activity. The record is from RefSeq and is a predicted model, not a curated record.